Messenger RNA from Oryza brachyantha (malo sina), 1176 nucleotides. RefSeq names its product transcription factor MYB13-like. Gene Ontology annotation, molecular function: DNA-binding transcription factor activity, RNA polymerase II-specific; RNA polymerase II cis-regulatory region sequence-specific DNA binding. The coding region runs from base 1 to 1176 and encodes 391 amino acids. The record is from RefSeq and is a predicted model, not a curated record. Gene Ontology annotation, cellular component: nucleus. Gene Ontology annotation, biological process: regulation of DNA-templated transcription. Lineage: Eukaryota; Viridiplantae; Streptophyta; Magnoliopsida; Poales; Poaceae. The transcript is spliced from 3 exons.
AUGGAUUUCAGCUGGCUCUUCCAUCCCCAGACAGCAAUCUCUGAUGGCAUGCCAUUUGAUUCCUUUCUGCAGCAAGAUGGGCACCACCGGCAGGAGCAGCAUCAUGUCGAUCUUGAUCACCCAUUUGAAGCUGAAUUCACCACUGUUCAUGAACCUGCACUUGCAGGUGGAUCUGUGCAUCCUUUCACAACACUCUAUGACAUUGAUCAUGAGCUGUGCAGAAGAGGGAUUAAUAGGAAGGGUCGCACCGAUGGCGAGGCUUCGUCGAUCUUCCUGUUGAUGCCCAAAGCUGAGGCUUCUUCUCAUCUUGUAAGAGAUGUUCAUGCUGGAGCAUAUGACGAUGCGUGUGGGAUGAAUGGUAAGCUGGUUUCAAGAAGCAAGGCGUCGCGCAAAGCCAGCAAGAAGGCUGAUGCUGUCAAAGGCCACUGGACACUGAAAGAAGACAGGAAGUUGGUGAAGUUAGUGGAACAGUUUGGACUGAAGAAGUGGUCUCAGAUAAGUGGAAUGCUGCCUGGAAGAGUAGGAAAGCAAUGCAGAGAAAGAUGGUUUAACCAUUUGAGGCCCAACAUCAAGAAAGACACUUGGAGCGAGGAGGAAGACAUGGUUCUGAUAGAAAUACACAAGGAAGUUGGCAACAGAUGGGCAGAGAUAGCCAAACGCCUACAUGGGAGAACUGAAAACUCCAUCAAGAACCACUGGAAUGCAACAAAGAGAAGGCAAUUUGCGCGAAGGCGCAACCGAUCCACCUCCAAAUCAGGAACAGCUCUGCAAGACUACAUCAAGAGCCUUGACAUUGACACAUUGUCUCCACAAGAAUCACUGAUGAACAAUGAGAGGUCAGGAUCCAAUCCAUCUGACAUGAUGAUCACUACUCAAGGGACACUCUUCUUGGAUGAGUAUAACUGCAGCCACAGUCACACUUCUGAAGAGCAUAUAGUUCCUAGCUGUGAUGGUUUUCCAGCUGAUUUGUGGAGGGGUUUAUUUGACAGAAAAGAGGAGGAAGAAACACAGUACUUGCUUUAUGACAUGGACAGCCAUGUUGACAUGAACUGUAUUUUCAGCCAUAGCGAUUAUGGCAGUAACAUUGAGCCUGGAUUAACAUCACUGGUGACACCAGAAGAAGGUUUCAGCAGAAAGCAGGGCUAUGCAUUUCCAGAUGGAUUAGUUCAGAAUUGA